AUGUCUGAGACUUACAACAUCGGUACUGGCCACUGCACGCCGGCCAUCCUCGACGUUGCACCGAUAUUAUUCCAAGGCGUGUUGUCUGUUACUGCAGUCAAACUGACAUGUGUGACCUUACGAGGUGCUGUUCAAUUGAAAAAUCUCCAUCCCCUCAACACCUUGAUACUGACGAACAACCAAUUCACCGAAUUUCCUCGAGAGUUAUGUGCUGAUAUUCCUCUUCUCGAGGAACUGAUAGUAACAAAGCAACAAAUUGAUACUCUAUCUUCCUCUUCAUUUUCUAAUAUUACUGAUCGUCUUGAGGAAUUAAUUCUACCUUUCAAUGAUUUGAAAUUCAUUGAACUACAAGCUUUUGCGACAUUUUAUCGCCUGGAGAAGUUGGACAUUAGGAGUAAUCGCUUGGAGGUGUUACGCUCUGGAACGUUCGCUGGCCUCGGUAAUUUGACCUCCCUAAAUUUGGGCGACAACCGAUUGAGAGAAAUAGCACCGGGAACAUUUUCUGGUUUACAGAAGCUGCGCAUUAUUAAUUUGGAAGACAACGCUUUGGAGAGCUUGUCGGAUACCACUUUCAACAAUCUCAUAAGUUUGGAGGAGAUAAAACUUUAUGGGAAUGCCCUAAAAAUUCCUCAAGAAUUUUGUGUGGACAGCCCGAAACUUGAGUACUUAAUAGUGAGGUAUCAACACAUUAGAACUCUAUCUCCUGCUUCUUUUGCGAGGAUGAAUACUGAAGUCCUCAAAGAACUUCUCCUAGAGUUUAAUGGACUGGAAUCUGUUGAGCCACAAACUUUCGCGAGAUUUCGUCAUCUGAAGAUUUUAGAUCUGUCAGACAAUAGCUUGGAGAUCCUACGUCGUGGUGUAUUCGGUGGUCUCGAUGAACUGGAGAAACUGUGGGUAGUCAACAACUCGCUGAGGCACGUGGAACCUGGCAUUUUUUCCGGUUUGAAGAAUCUCCGCUUGCUUGAUUUGAGGGAUAAUCGCCUGACAACUCUGCCGUCCGGUAUUUUCGAUGAACUCAAACAUUUGGAGAAGUUGGAACUCUUCGGAAAUGCGAUAACUGCUGUUACUGGGAGUUUACUACAAGCCACUCACGAACUGUCUUACUUGUCUCUAGGCUUCAGUGAAAGAAUCCAGAUAGAACCGAAUGCAUUUCAAGGUUUAAGUCUGAAUUUUUUCUUGCUGAAUGGUGAUCAGAUGAAUUAUCUGAGCGCUGGAGCUUUCGGCGGCCUCACUACGGAGGUAGUAUGGCUUCGGCGUAAAAGUAUCCUCAACUUCAAGCCCAACUUGUUUGAGAAUCUCACAAUAACUAUCGGUUUCGUCCUUUAUGAGCCGGAAGUCACUUUAGUUGACAGGAAAAGUUGGGGUUUGGACUCGAAAAUAGUCCUGAGGUCGAACCCUCUGUAUAUGUUCGGGGAUGAGAAAACACAUCUUUAUUAA
Molecule: messenger RNA, 1437 nt
Organism: Diachasma alloeum
Lineage: Eukaryota; Metazoa; Arthropoda; Insecta; Hymenoptera; Braconidae
Product: leucine-rich repeat-containing protein 15-like
Exons: 2
Coding region: 1-1437 (478 amino acids)
Cellular component (GO): extracellular matrix
Molecular function (GO): protein binding
Source: RefSeq, a predicted model, not a curated record